Messenger RNA from Lolium perenne, 390 nucleotides. RefSeq lists its product as uncharacterized. NCBI's taxonomy places the organism in Eukaryota, Viridiplantae, Streptophyta, Magnoliopsida, Poales, Poaceae. Gene Ontology annotation, biological process: regulation of DNA-templated transcription. Gene Ontology annotation, molecular function: DNA binding; DNA-binding transcription factor activity. The record is from RefSeq and is a predicted model, not a curated record.
AUGCCUCCCCACCGCCGCUCGAGCUCCGGCUACAACGGUGCGCGCGCGCGUCCGAACGGGUCGUUCUACGCGGAGAUCCGGAGCGGCAAGGAGCGCAUCGGGCUCAGCACGUUUGAGACGGCGCACGAGACGGCGCGCGCGUACGACGUGGUGGCCUGGCGCCUCGGCCGUCCUAGGCGCUUGAUGAACUUCUCGGAUGUUUGGACGCGGCAGCAGGCGGAAGACCUCGCACCGGCGCCGCAGGCUGUCACGCAGGAGGCGAGGCAGCGGCAGCGCGAGCUCGGGCAACGCUUCCUCGUCACCGAGCGGGACAAGCGACUACGCCUCGAGUGGGCGGGGCGCUUCCUGGAGGACGUGGCCGCGGAGGUCGCCUUCUUCGCCGAGAAGUAA